Oikopleura dioica is the source of this 1428-nucleotide messenger RNA. Lineage: Eukaryota; Metazoa; Chordata; Appendicularia; Copelata; Oikopleuridae. The record is from the annotation of a GenBank genome assembly.
AUGCUGCCGCCCAGAUGGUCUAUCCUCGUCAACGACUCUGGCGUUCAGUGCACACUGUAUUGGGAAUCCUCGGAAGCGGCGCCCCCUUCUCCUCCGCCCAGUCCGGACGCAACAACUCCGAACCAAGGUGCUCUUCCAGUCAAUAUCAGAAAUAAGCGCCAUGCCACUCAACAGAUAAACGACUUUCAAAAUGAGCUUCUCUUCAAAUACCAAUCCCCCGAAUUACAGAUUCCGAUGACUCCUAAGCGUGCUCGGCCUAAUCCGUCUGCGCACCGUCCUCCUUCCUUUUCUUCGGCCUUUAAUCUUCCUUCGGCACUUACUUCGCGCGCUCCUCUGGCGAUUCCUAUCAAUCCGAACACAUUGUCAAUGGAGGGCAUGAAGAAAUUCGAUGUUGGCGAUAUUUCCAUAGACCCCAUUCUCGCCAACCGUAACGCGCUCAAUAACUUGCAAGAGGCAAUCCAAACACAGCUUCAAAAUAGAGGCAACAUUAUCCGACUUAACCCGUCUUCAAAACCGUCAACCCCAGGGACAGAACCAACUCCACCGACGCCCAAAUCCGUCAUCCAAUUAAGUUCAGAUCUAAGCAACAAGGAAAACACUCAAAAUCAAAGUGAAAAUACAGUCACUAUCAACAAAAGCAUUUCUCCAUCACCUCAAGAAAAUUGUUCACGGCGCGACUCCGUUGUCGCAGAAAAUACGCAGGCCACUGCUGCGCCAAGCAAUAAUCAGCAUUGUCAACCAUCAAAUAAGACUGAAAUCGAAAAUAAUGGUAAUCUUAAUACGCCGUCAAUUUCUUCAUCGAGUGCUAUCGUUCUUCCUUCAUCUUCGGAGAGCGGCCCUUUUCAUCCUCAUCAUGCUAUUCGGCAGAUUUCGAAUGAGAUUGACAACAUAUCCGAUGGAGAUGUUGAUGACAUGAACUUAGAAGACAUAGUUAAACAACAAGAAAAGAUGGAGCAAUCAAUACCUAGUUCUGUACCAUCAGGAAAUGGGGUGAUUUCUUCUCAAGUCUCGGUGAUAGAUGGAGGUCUAUCUAGUUCUGAAGGCCGAAACGAUAUAAUUCACCAACGAGAGCCAAUAAUGCCUAAACAAGAAGAUAUUGACUCUGACUGUGAAGUUAUUGGAGACGAUACGAAUGGAACGUCCAAAAGUCUUCCGAUGCGCUCGGUUGUGCGACCUCCUUUAAGUUUCGAAACACCUCUUCAGCGCCCGAUGAACCAAUUGUCGAUUCCGAGCUUUGCACUGUCAUCUGACAAUGCUUCGCGAAAUCAACCUUCUUCACAGAAGUUGGUCGGCACGCGGAGCGGUCCUUUGAGCUUUAACAAGUGCUCAGUAGCGAGUGUGGACAAACUGGCAGAACAGAACGGACACAAAGCUGAACUACAAGCACUGAGACAGGAAGCGAACAGGGGUGAUGAGACACGGCUAUAG